This is a messenger RNA of Hypanus sabinus (Atlantic stingray), 1926 nucleotides long. Its product is annotated as hepatitis A virus cellular receptor 1 homolog. The coding region runs from base 919 to 1755 and encodes 278 amino acids. The transcript is spliced from 8 exons. NCBI's taxonomy places the organism in Eukaryota, Metazoa, Chordata, Chondrichthyes, Myliobatiformes, Dasyatidae. The record is from RefSeq and is a predicted model, not a curated record.
UGGCAACAAUAUGGAAUUUGCUGUGUGAGGGUCCUAUGAGAUAACCAGAAAAAUAGCCUUUUUGCUAAGGCAGACAGUUGCAAUCUCUAUACAUUCACAGUUGCAGUUUGGAGCUAUGAUGGUCUGCAGUUGUUAAGACAGUAAGACAAUAACCAAGUUAGUCCAUUUUGUCCAGGUUGUCAAUAGCUGCUAGCUUAUUUGCAUGGAAGGGAAAGUGGAUCAGUGUUUUGCUGUUGAUCUCUAUUUAAUUACCAAGAAGAUAUGUUAGUCAAAUCAACAAAUAGACACAGUGAAGAAAGGUAGAGUGGCCUUUUUGAGGUGAUUUAUCUAUUUUCGUAACUAAACUUUGCAAUAAACUUUUGUUUCAAUUAGCUUUGUUGGUUGCAAAUGUUCAGUUUUGAAGUGCAAGAAGAUUGCUAAGUGUGCUGCCAUCAGGAGGAAGCUACAGGGGCUUUGAGAUCCACACCUUCAGGUUCAGGAACAGUUAUUACCUCAGAACCACAGAUUCUCGAACCAGAGGGGAGAACUCCACUCACUUAUCCCUUGUUUGUGAUCGGACUCAACCAGACCAGCGACCCAGCAGUUCAAGCAGCCAGUUGGACACUUGUAACUUGUCCAUUCGUGUUUCUGAUGCACAUUUCAGACACGAACUUCUGUUAAUGUAGCGUCGCAUAUCCCUAAACCGCGAAUUGAAAGAAAUUGAAGGAAAUCCGUCUGCGAUUAGACUUUGAUGGUAACGCCGGGGAGGAGCCGAGUGUUUGAUAACAUUUGCCUCAUUUCUCCGGGGUGUCGGUGAACAACACCCGUGUUCCUGUGGAAGGAACUCUUGUCCACGACAAGCCGGAAGCAACAGUUUAACUCGCAGCCACUGCAUCUGGUGCAGCGACACGGAGAGCGGCCGCCACAGUGUCCGGCACGAUGGCUCUUACUGGCUCCGUGGCUCAUUUGCCAAUAGUGUUUCUUCUGUUAGGUCGAGUCGCCUUCGUCUCUGGAACAGAAGUGCGAGGAGUCACGGGACAGUCGAUCACACUGCCGUGCCGCUAUUCUGUCGGAAAAUAUGGAAAAAGUGAGAUGUGCUGGGGCCGGGGAGAGUGUCCUUCUCGCGGCUGUGGAGAUGAACUGAUUAGAACAAACGGAGACAGAGUAACUUCUGCAACAUCCCAGAGACAUAGUCUUGGUGGUAGAAUUGCGGCAGGAGAUGUGUCGCUCACUAUAAAUGAUCUACGGAGAGAAGAUAGCGGCUGGUAUUGCUGCCGUGUGGAGAUUCCGGGAUGGUUUAAUGAUCUGAAAACGAAUUUGAAUCUCCGGGUUUCGGACGAGACUAGCACAACAUCUCCUUUAACCAUAAUUGAUUCCUUUUCUAUAAACUAUGGAAAUAAUAUUGCCCCAUUUGUUUACCAGGGGACCAGCACAGCAUCUCCUUCAACCACAACUGAGUCCCCUUCUACUGACAAUGGAAGUGACAUUACUCCAUCUAUUUAUCAGGCUUCUUCAGCUGGAACGACCGAAGGAAUUCUGAGCUCCGCAGCUACUACCAAUAAGCAUAACGCUAUUCAUAAUAAAGUAGAAAAAAAGAUGAACUAUCCGCUUUAUCUCAGCAUUGGUUUACUGUUGCUUAUCACUGUGGCCUCAAUAAUUGCCAUCAUUUUCUUGAAGAAAUCGAAGAAUCUCAGAAAAAAGUGCAACUCAAACAAUUCCAUGGGACUUAACUUGCACCAAACAGCAGAAGAGAAUAUAUAUCAAAUUUCUGAAUGAACUACGCUUUGCAAUGGAUGGUGGAACUGACUAAUUAAUUAAUGGAUGGCUUCAGAAAUUUGCAUACCUAAUUAUUAAUUAAACUAAUAGGAAAGUGGAAUUAGUGUAAUUAUUUGUAAAUGGCUGAAUUAUAUUUUUGUAUUAAAUAUGUAUUGCUUUCUUAAUGUUUAA